This is a messenger RNA of Caenorhabditis bovis, 2004 nucleotides long. NCBI's taxonomy places the organism in Eukaryota, Metazoa, Nematoda, Chromadorea, Rhabditida, Rhabditidae. The record is from the annotation of a GenBank genome assembly.
AUGUUGCGAUGGCAUUCGAUCCGUCGAAAACAGCACAAACAACUGCAAGCGGAAUUGUCAAGUGGUGCCGCGAGCAUGCUGUCUGCUCCCGAGUCACGGAGAGUUAGUCGUUCGCAGAGCGUGAAAGCUCCAACUGUUGCUGAAUAUAUGGCAUUGCCAGCACGUGAAAAAAAUCUUUCUCUAUCGGUUUCAAAUUCGAACGGUAUUGAUUUGAAUGAGCCGAUCGCAGCUCUUGGCGGUCUCACACCGACGAAAGAAGGUCGUGUGGCGGCACUUCGUCGCCGGUCAUCGAUGGUUCGAGAUAAAUGGGCCACAAAAAUGGAGUUUUUGCUGGCGGUGAUUGGAUAUGCGGUUGAUUUGGGAAAUAUCUGGAGAUUUCCAUCAGAGUGCUACAAACAUGGCGGAGGAGCAUUCCUGAUUCCUUAUUUGAUUAUGUUGUUGAUAGGCGGACUACCAAUGUUUUAUAUGGAACUUGUACUCGGGCAGUUUCAUCGUUCCGGAUGUAUUUCGAUUUGGAGAAAAGUUUGUCCGAUGUUUAGAGGGAUUGGUUACGGAAUCUGCGUUAUUUGUACAUUUAUCGCAAUUUUCUACAAUGCUAUCAUUGCCCAAGCAGUCUAUUUCACUGUCAGCUCAGUUACCACGGAAGUUCCUUGGAAAAGCUGCAAUAAUUCAUGGAAUACGCCAAGAUGUUCUGAUGAUUUGAAUAUUUCGGUCGCGAAGUCUGGUGAACUCUUAACAACGCCUUCUGAAGAAUAUUAUCUUUAUCAGGUUUUGGAAGUGCAAAAAUCGACCGGAUUCGAUGAUCUUGGUGGUGUGAAGCCUUCAAUGGCCGUCUGCCUUGCUGCAGUUUUCACUAUGGUGUAUUUUGCUUUGUGGAAAGGACCGCAAAGUUCAGGAAAAAUGGUUUGGGUGACUGCGACAGCGCCGUAUGUUAUUCUGACCAUCUUGCUGAUUCGAGGAUUGACGCUUCCUGGAGCUGCCAAGGGAAUUUAUUACUAUUUGAUGCCAGACUUUGAGAAACUCAAAGAGCCAGCUGUGUGGUCGGCUGCAGCUACUCAGAUUUUUUUUUCUCUUGGUCCUGGAUUUGGAGUCUUACUUGCGCUCAGCAGCUACAAUGAUUUCAAUAACAAUUGCUAUCGUGACGCUGUUGUCACUUCUAUAAUUAACUGUGGCACCUCGUUCUUCUCCGGAUGUGUGGUUUUCUGUACACUUGGAUACAUGGCAGUCCUGACCAACAAGGAAGUUAAGGACGUUAUCGGAGAUCACGAUUCCUCACUUAUCUUUAUUGUAUACCCACAAGCUCUCGCCACGAUGAGUUACAGUAGCGUUUGGUCUUUCAUUUUCUUUGUGAUGCUUAUCACACUCGGUAUUGAUUCGACGUUUGCUGGAAUUGAAGCAUUAAUAACUGGAUUUUGCGAUGAAAGUCGAUUUUUGUCAAAAAAUCGUAAAUGGUUUGUCCUCGGAAUCUGUAUAAUGUACUACUUCGGAAGUUUCCCAGCAAUUAGCUAUGGUGGUCAAUACGUGAUCCCAUUUUUAGACGAAUAUGGUGUUUCCCUUUCAGUUUUGUUUGUGGUAACCUGCGAAACUACAGCGGUGUGCUGGUUUUAUGGAAUUGACCAGUUUUCAAAAGAUAUAAGGGCAAUGCUUGGAUUUUAUCCAGGAAUAUAUUGGAGAAUCUGCUGGACCUGUUCGCCAAUUUUUAUAUCGAUUAUAUUCCUUAUGACUGUUUAUAACAGCUCAUUUAUGCCGAUACAAUUGCCGAAUUACACAUUUCCGUGGUGGAGUGUAAUACUUGGAUGGCUCAUUCGGCUACUUUCCGUUCUCGCUGUCCCAAUUUUUGCCAUUUAUAGCAUCUGUGUUGCUAAAGGAACGUUUUCACAGCGUCUUCGUUACGUUACUACACCGCAACCUCGCCGAAAUUCUCUGACUUCGUUAGCUGCUGAUCCAUCGCAAAUUAUCGACAGUUCAUUAUUAGAUCCCGUUAAUACCUUGACUCCUGUUUAA